GACGGAUAUCCGCGAUGCAUCGAGUCAGUCGAGUCACCGAAAAAUACUGAACAAGUUUUCGUCUUCCCUCUCGAGAUCUCGACGACGGUCUUUGCACAGCGAAAAUCGCGACAUGGUCUCGAAUGAGCGUGGUCGACCGGCUCGACGGAGCUUCCAGUGAAACCGGGAAGAAUGUGGAAGAUCGGAGGCACGUAUCCAUGAAGGAUCGAGGGUGGAUCCAUCGGAAUCUGGCCAAAUGGGUUAAAAGGAAGCGCGAUGGACGGCGCGACCCCGUGCUGCUCGCAAAAUGGUGAUCGUGCUGCCCUCGUGGAAACGCAACAAGUGGCGAUCUGUUCCUUAUUCCUGAACUGUCGUCCUCGAUAUUAUCCAAAACAGAGAAUUCGAUCCAGGACUCGUUGCUUUCGAUCCGAAGAUCCGUCAAACGAAAGUCUCCGACGAGUUACCUUCUUCUGACGGAAUUCCGCGUGUUCCGACGACGAGAACAAAUACUCGUCGAACCGACUCAAAGAGAUAGUAGUAUUCGAUCGAUCGGGAAAUUAUUCGGUUUUACGGCCGAGCUCGAGGGAGUACUAAAUUCAAUUCCUCGCGUUAAUCUCCGGCAAAGAAGACGAACGAUCGAGCUACGGAGUGGCUCUCGGAGUCAAUUUCCAUCCUCUCGAGCCGAAAUUAUUCGCGACGAGAGCCCGCGAGCAUGAGCGGACCCGAGAACGGGCAUACCAUCUUUCGGGAGCGAGGAAAAAGAUCGUCGACGUGGCUGCGAGCGAAGUUUCGCGUUCCCAUGGACUGAAAGGGUAAAUCUGUAGAGAUUAAUCUGAGAGGCAUCGGUCGUCGUCGAAUGAGACGAUGGUGAUGAAGAUUUCCGCGGUCGAGGCUGGCGUUCCGUUGCUAAGCGCCGUCGGUCCGCGUUGCGUCGUCAAGCAGGCCACGGUCAAACGAUGCGUCGCGGCGCUGCUGCUCGUCUCCGUCGCCAGCAUAUUCUACUACACGCACUACAUCAUCAGCAGUCCGCUGUCCAGCCUCAUUCACCGAGAUACUAGACCAGAACCAGCAAUAAGGUGUUCCACGUUGAGAGGAGCCACAAGAUUGCCAUCGGCGCCGGAUCAUCGCAGCGAGGCUCGUCUCAGGACGGACCCAAAGGUGUUGGUUUUCGUGGAAACGUUAUACUCGAUGCUAGGAAAGAACAUUGCGGAGCUGCUCGUCUCUAAUCGAAUCAAGUAUAAAUUGGAAGUGGCUGGCAAGUCUUUACCUGUGCUGACUAACCUGGAUAAAGGUCGUUACGGAGUUCUGAUCUUCGAGAACCUGAACAAGUACCUGCAGAUGGACAAGUGGAAUCGGGAAUUGCUGGACAAAUAUUGCAGAGAGUACUCGGUCGGCAUCGUUGGUUUCGCGCCCUCUGGCGAAGAAAGUCUAGUCGGUGCACAACUGAAAGGCUUUCCUCUUUUUGUACACACUAACCUUCGACUAAAGGAUGCUCAGCUGAAUGCAGCGUCCCCUAUUCUCCGAUUAACCAGAUCCGGGGAAACAGCCUGGGGACCACUUCCUGGCGGUGACUGGACCAUUUUUCAAGCCAAUCACAGCACCUACGAGCCGUUGGCUUGGGCUCAUCGGGACAGCCUCGACUAUCCAGCCAACAAAAGUCCUCUGGCAACUGUCAUUCAGGAUCACGGAAGAUACGACGGUAUUCAGAGGGUGUUCUUCGGCGGUGGUUUACGCUUUUGGCUGCACAACUUGCUGCUGCUCGACUCGUUAUCGUACCUGUCGCACGGUCAGCUGAGCCUGAGCCUGAAUCGCAUGAUCCUGGUGGACGUCGACGACAUUUUUGUCGGCGAAAAGGGCACCAGACUCAGGAAGGACGACGUGAUGGCGUUACUGACUACCCAGCAGAGGAUCCAGGCGUUAGUCCCAGGAUUUAAAUUCAACUUGGGGUUUUCCGGGAAGUACUUCCAUCACGGCACCGCCGAGGAAAAUCUGGGGGACGACAUGCUCCUGGAGAACGUCGACAGAUUCACGUGGUUCUCUCAUAUGUGGAACCAUCAACAACCCCACCUCUACGAGAAUGUGACACAUCUGCAACUGGACAUGGCGCUGAACAAACAGUUCGCGAAAGACCACGGAAUCCCGACAGGAAGCGGUUACAGCGUAAGUCCUCAUCAUUCCGGCGUUUAUCCGGUUCACGAGGGGCUGUACGAGGCAUGGAAAAGGGUGUGGAAUAUCAAAGUCACCAGCACAGAGGAGUACCCUCAUUUGAGGCCCGCUCGAUUAAGGAGAGGCUUCAUUCAUCGUAACAUAAUGGUUCUACCGAGGCAAACAUGUGGCCUUUUUACACACACGAUCUUCAUCGAUAGAUACCCGGGCGGAAGAGACAAGCUAGACAAGUCGAUACAGGGCGGUGAACUGUUUCAGACCAUCGUUCACAAUCCUAUUAAUAUUUUUAUGACGCACAUGUCGAACUACGGAAACGAUCGUCUGGCACUGUACACCUUCGAAUCGGUGAUCAAGUUCAUCCAAUGCUGGACGAAUUUGAGGUUGUCCAGCUCGCCGCCUCUUCAGCUUGCCGAGAGAUAUUUUCAGCUUUACCCGGAGGAAUCCGAUCCCGUGUGGGGUAAUCCUUGCGACGACCAGAGACAUCAAAAGAUCUGGUCGAGGAAUAAAACCUGUGAUCAGCUGCCGAGAUUCUUGGUAAUCGGUCCCCAAAAAACUGGCACCACGGCUCUUUAUACUUUCCUUUCCAUUCAUCCAGCGAUAAGCAGCAAUUUACCGAGUCCCGACACGUUCGAGGAGAUUCAGUUCUUCAAUGGAAAGAAUUAUUACAAGGGACUCGACUGGUACAUGAGCUUCUUUCCAGCGUCGAAAAACGAAAGUUCGAGAUAUCUGUUCGAAAAAUCAGCAACCUAUUUCGACGGGGAACUAGUACCACGAAGAGCUCACGCGCUACUACCUAGAGCAAAGCUGAUUACUAUACUUCUCUCGCCUGCGAGGCGUGCCUACUCCUGGUAUCAACACACGCGAGUUCACGGAGAUCCUGUAGCGAAUAAUUAUUCCUUUCACUCGGUUAUCACUGCGAGCGAUACCGCUCCGAAACCCCUACGCGAUCUCAGGAACAGAUGCUUGAACCCUGGCAAAUACGCUCAGCAUCUGGAGAGGUGGUUGUCCUAUUAUCCGCCUCAGCAAUUACACAUCAUAGACGGUGAACAGUUGCGUCAGAAUCCUGUGGAGACGCUGCACGAGCUUCAAAGGUUCCUGAAGAUCACGCCCGCUUUCAAUUACUCGUCCCACUUGAGGUACGACCCCAAGAAGGGUUUCUUUUGUCAGGUUACCAACGAGGAUCGCACGAAAUGCCUCGGUAAAAGCAAAGGUCGCCAAUAUCCGCCGAUGGAGGAUAAAUCGUACAAAUUGCUUCAGAGAUAUUACUUGUCCCACAAUACGGCUCUAGUUAAAUUGUUGAAACGUCUCGGGCUGAGGACGAUCCCACAGUGGUUGAAGGAGGACCUCACCGACACGGUGAUGACCUAGCAAACGUCGAUUACAUGAAACGACACCGUUUCCGAGUUGUUUAUCUCGACGGUAAACGAGAUCCAUCGUUUACUAGCGGAAGAUCUGUAAAAUAAUUGUACAUUGAAUGUUCCACUGGACUCCGUUAAUCCUCGAUGGAAGGACCAUUUACAGGCCUAUCCCGGUGGAGUGGCCUAAAAACGAUGGGGAGCCUGCGAAACUAGUCACUUAAGCGGUUUCACGGUGUCACGAACCGUGACUGUCGAUCGUUGUUAAGUCGAUAACGUUAUUAAUGUUAUAUUAUUGUCACCAUCUACGCGUCGUAGAGGAUAUGAUUAUUAGGAAACACAGCCCGCUCGCUGGUGCCAUCAUCCGUCUGUAUUAGGACACUUUUCGUUCUAAUCAUUACUGGUAAGGUGAACGAGGAACGAACGAUGAUUUCUAGUUUCUAUUCGAGUCACGACUCGAUGCGAUAUUUUCUUUGAACGAAAUUGAAAAUAUUUUGGUACGUCGGAGAUCAUGAACGACGUACAUUGGUGAACAAGAUUUGUAAAUCGGUAAUGCUACAACUUGGAAUUAGGUAUAGUGAUAUUUCGAUAUAUGGCUUAAAAAAUCUGACGUUUCGAAAUGUCCAAAUUUUUAAAUUUGGAAAUUUGAAUUUUCUAAAUUUAAAAAUUGACUCUCUGUAAAUGUGAAGAUUUGUAAAUUUGAGAUUUCUAAGUAACUUUGUGCGUUACAACGGUGGAGGAACACCAUUGAUACUCGUGAAAGUUGUUGAAGAAAACUAAAUUGCCAUAUAACGAGACUGCACUAUACGCGAAAGGAUGGAGACCAAUCAUGUUUUUUGUAAAGAAACGAUGCUAAACUUUGGUAAAACGUGAUCUGUCCAAAUCAUGUUGGAAUUUUUGAAGAUUUAUUUCCUCGUGAAGUGAUCGAUGAGUCGAUGAUCCCUUAAUAAGUCCUUAUCUCUGUUGUGGUACUAAUUGCAGGAUCGUUUCUGCGAGCGUGAGAUUUUCGGGACUUUGAGCUUUCCUCCCGCCCACUUACCUCUCGGAGACACAAUGUACAUUAAUUCUCGUCGUGUAAGGGUAUAUAGAAGAAAAAAAACUAUAAUGAUGAUUCUAUGUAUAUUUUGACAAUACUAUUCUUGGUACCGCCGACGAAAGAGGCCGAUGAAAGGUGUGUGAUCGCGUCCGUUUGUACAUUUAUGUAUCGUACUAUUUUGAUGUGAUCGUAGGUGUACCAUAAUGAUAUAAAAAAUUAAAACGAAGAAAAAGAUAUAACUAUUACGGGAGUGAUCGGUAAUCGAGAUCAUUUCCGACGAACGCUAAUCUUAAAUGAUCAGAUGAUAACUGCCUAUUUGCAAUAAUUGCUAUUGUCACGUUUAAGGUACACGGAGAUUUCUAGUUUACGAUAAUCCUGAGUUCCGCGAUAGAAUGAAUUUAUUCGUUGUUGAAGAGAAUCGGUUGAUUUUCGGAAACUUUAAUACCUGAUGUAUUAUACUUAGCGAAUCAUGUAAAUCGUCGAGAGAGAAUGCAUUGUUGUGAAUGAAGUGAUUGUUCGCGACAUAGUUUAAUCGUGAGGAUCGUUUGUUGAAUGCAUAUCGGUUGCAGUUAUAUCUGUUAAUUCUGUAUACGCAUAUCGAUUACUUAUUUUUUUUUUACACGAACACCCACGAAAUUCUCGUUAAGCUACCUUCUUAACAACUUUUCUAACCCUUCUUUGGAUUUUGGGGACCUAUUAAAUAUUUACACCAUUGUUAACUAUUUACACCAUUGUUUUAAUGAAUUUUUAUAUAUUUAUUUGAAUAUUUAAGUAGUUGAUCUAUUUGAGCAGGUUUAGUCGCUGCAUAACAUAGUUUGCACUUACCAAUUUGGUAAUAAAAUGGCACCUUGGAAUUAUCUGAAUUCGGGAAUCCAAAAGAGGGUUGAUACUAAUUUUACUAUUGCUUUAUAACUCGUUUUGAGGAUCUUUUUUUUAACUAGAUAUCUAUUUAUUUCACAAUACAAGUUGAUACUUAAACAGAAAUGAAAUAGCACAAUUAAUUGUGAAAGUCAUAGCAACGGAUAUUGUGAACAUUGUAAACUUUGGCUCGUAUUGAGCAAUUUAGAAACUAUGACGUCAUUCCCUAUGAAGUAUAUAUUUAUAAAAGUCUGGUGUCAUCGUCAAUCAAUCAUUUGACAUUUAGAUACUAUUUUAUUAUUAGCGUUUUGUUAUCCCUUGUAUAUUUUGUUUUCACUUUUAUACUACCCGUUAAAUCGUGUCGCGUGACGUUUAACGAAUCAUGUACAAAGUUUAUUGUUAAUAAUAUAUGAUAGUUAACAAUAAUGAUAUUAACAUUAAGCGAUUGAUCUUGUUUCGUCGAAUCGUGCCAUUUUACCAGUGUUGUACAUACGGUUGUAUUAUUGUACCAAUCGCAGAGUUGGAUCUCUAGAGUCAAUAUUAUCAAUUAUGUUCAGUAUGGCGGUAGCAACAAUUGUCCAAAUUGCUACCAGCUGACAAUAAUAAAACCAGAAUCACAAAAAUCA
Megachile rotundata (alfalfa leafcutting bee) is the source of this 6020-nucleotide messenger RNA. It is a transcript of the gene sfl, whose product is annotated as N-deacetylase and N-sulfotransferase sfl. Gene Ontology annotation, molecular function: heparan sulfate N-sulfotransferase activity; hydrolase activity; deacetylase activity. NCBI's taxonomy places the organism in Eukaryota, Metazoa, Arthropoda, Insecta, Hymenoptera, Megachilidae. Gene Ontology annotation, cellular component: Golgi apparatus. The record is from RefSeq and is a predicted model, not a curated record.